GCCGAGUCACAUCCCAUUUCUGUAGUGUUGCCCUCCCAUUCGGCUUCACAACACGAGGACACCACAGAAGAAGCUAUUGGGUUAGCUAGAACAGAGAGUUGUACCAACAACACCAACAUGUCAAUUCAAUGGUGGGGCCUCCUACUGGACCUGUGGUUUCUUUUGUCCUGCCUACCAUUUCACAUCUCAGCUUUCAAUCUGGACACGGACACAAAGCAUGUUCUGAGGAAAAAUGGUGAUCCAGGAAGCCUGUUUGGAUUCUCCCUGGCACUGCACCAUCAACUGAAUCCUGUCAAUAAGAAACUAUUGCUGGUUGGAGCACCACGCGCCAAGUCAUUUACCAAAAUUGAAGUUACAGGAGGAAUCUACCAGUGUGAGCUCACCACUGAUUCUAAGAGCUGUGAGCGUGUCAAGCUUGACAAUGAUGAGUUUGUUAAAAGCAAGGAUGUCAAAGACCAAUGGAUGGGUGUACGAGUGACAAGCCAAGGCCCUGGUCAAAGCGUUAUGACCUGCGCACAUCGAUACCAGGAGUGGAGCACCAAUCCUGACACUCCUAACCUCGUAUUCGGUCAGUGCUAUAUCCUGGGGGAAGAUCUCCACAAGAGUGAUGCCCAUAGAAUCUGGAGGAGGGUGAUCUGUGAUGACAGAAAACACAUCAAGGAUAAGCCUAAGAAUCCUGAUUGGUUCGGAUACUGUCAACAAGGUCAUUCUGCCGCCUUCGCCAAGGACAACACAUCUCUGCUGUUUGGGGGCCCCGGAGCUUACCAGUGGAAAGGAAUUGUGAGAAUGGAGUCCCUAGACAACCUUGAAGUGUCAAAUGAAGAGCCCUGUGAAACUGGGGAUGUGGACAGACUUGACCGUGACCUCAUCCCUCUCCUUAACAACAGUUAUCUAGGGUUCUCAAUCGACUCUGGAAUGGCCCUCACCAAGAAGGGCCAGCUGACUAUAGUGUCUGGGGCACCACGAGGCGGUUUCAGUGGGGAGGUGGCAUUUCUGAAGAGAGACCCAUUGGCUGAAAGAAGUCUAUCUGUGGAAAACAUCCUUAAAGGCCCAGGCCUGGCCUCCUCCUUUGGCUACGACAUAGCCGUGGUGGACCUCAACGCUGAUGGGUGGGACGACCUUGCUGUGGGGGCACCCGAGUUUUUCUUAAAAGAAGGGGUGGUCGGAGGGGCAGUGUACAUCUACAUCAACAACAGGGGAAGAGAGUGGGAGAAGAUUGAGCCUGUCCGUCUGGAUGGGAACAAAGACUCCAUGUUCGGUCUCGCAGUUGAGAACAUUGGAGACGUCAAUCAGGACGGUUAUGAAGAUAUUGCUGUGGGGGCUCCCUAUGAUGGUGUAGGUCGAGUGUUCCUUUACUAUGGCUCCUCAGGUGGAAUCCACAAAAAGACAGCACAGAUUAUAACAGCAGAAUCGUAUAAUAUAAGACGAUUUGGAUUUUCUCUGACUGGCAAAAUAGACAUGGAUGGCAAUCAUUACCCUGACUUGGCUGUUGGAUCACUCUCAGAUUCCAUAUUUGUCUACAGGGCAAGGCCAGUAGUCAAUAUCAGAGAGGACUUACGAAUCACCCCAAGUACAAUCAAUAUGGCGGCAGAGCACUGUGACAAACACAAAUGUACAUUCAAGGCACGGGCAUGCUUUACCUACACAGCACAGCCACCAUCCUACAACCCCAGGCUGACUGUCAACUAUGCCUUCGAGGCUGACGCUGAGACGAGGAAACAGAGGCGUUCCUCCAGGAUGGCGUUUCUGUUUCAGUCCCAGGGAGUCCUGGAGCUAGCAGGGCAGGGCAAAGAGAAGUGCACUGAGACCCAACUCAAGCUAUUGGGUGAUAUCAAGGACAGACUGCACAGCAUCCCCAUCUCUGUCUCUGUGUCCUUACUGAAUGACAGUAAGACAGAAAGCAAGAGUCCCCUGCCUGCACUUACUCCAAUACUCAGCCUCUAUGAGCAGAGUACAGCCACCUCAGAGGUUAUCUUCAUAAAUAAAGGUUGUGGGAGUGAUAACAUUUGCCAAAGUAACUUGGAGCUACAGUACAGGUUCUGUUCCAGACCAAAACUACUGGGUCAAGAUGUAUUCACCCCACUGCCCAGUGAAAGAGGUAUUCCAGUAAUCUCUGCUGGAGAUGAGGACAUAGCUUUGGAGGUCAAUGUGACCAAUAGGGAGGGUGAUGAUGCCCAUCAGAGUCAUCUGAUCAUCAAACUCCCUGACUCUCUUUCAUUCUCAUCAUUAUACUUCAACCACAUUUCAGAAGUACUAGUGAAGUGCAACCCCAAUGACAAUGGUACACUGACAGACUGUGAACUGGGAAACCCAUUCAAAAGAGAUGCUGAAGUUACUUUCUAUGUAAUAUUGUCCACUUCCCGCAUCUCUCUGAGCACAACUGAUGUAAAUGUUACCUUGCAGCUUGAAACGACAAGUGUGCAGAAGAUACAAGCAAGUGAAGCAAAGGCCAAAGUAGUUUUUGAGCUUCAACUACAAGUAUUUGGACUGGCCAGGCCCUCCCAGGUCAGCUUUGGAGGAGCUGUAAAGGGAGAGAGCGCCAUGAAAUCAGAGGAUGAUAUUGGAACCCUUGUGGAAUAUGAAUUCAGGAUAUGGAAUUUGGGCAGGCCACUGAAAUCCUUUGCCAAUGCGUCGCUGAAUAUCUACUGGCCCAAGGAGAACGCAGUGGGGAAAUGGCUGCUGUACCUGGUGCAGAUCCACAGUGAAGGCAUACAGAACGUUCCCUGCUCUCCGCUAAAGGAGAUCAGUCCUGUCCAACAUAUAAAGGGCUCUCGUGAUAAUUCAAGAAAAAGACGAGAUGCUCAUCAGGAAGCUUUCUCAUCUGAGGAUGGAUUCUCCUUCCUGUCAAAGAAAAGAAAAUACAAAUCUCUGACAUGCUCAGACGAGUUGAAAUGUGUAGAGAUAAGGUGCCCUCUGCUGGGUUUGGACAGUACUGCAGUGGUGUUUCUUCAAGCUCGCCUUUGGAACAGUACUUUCCUUGAGGACUACAGUUCAUUAAACUACCUGGACAUUGUGCUGGAUGCCACUCUCAGCUUGACAGACUCUGCAGAGAAUAUUGGGCUUAGGAAGACUGAGAAAUCUGGAACCCAGGUGAGGCUGACAGUGUUCCCUGAGAGGAAGGCUGCCAUCUGGGCUAAGGUCGCCUGGUGGGUCAUCUUCCUCUCUGUAAUGGUAGGACUGCUACUUCUGGCUCUGCUCGGCUUUCUGCUGUGGAAGUGCAUCAAGUACCCUGUGGCUAAGAAGUACUACGUCAUGCAUAAGAACACAGAGGAACGUCACCCCAUUAGAGGAGACUCAUCUUUGGUUCCAACUGCAUAGGCACAGAGAAUGGACCUGAGCCCUAGGACCAUGCCCCAGCACUACCUGACAUGAUGACUCCUUGCUGUCCCCAGUCCACCUGGCCGUGCUGCUGCUCCAGUUUCAACUGUUCUGCCUUAUUAUUAUUCGACCAUGCUGGUCAUCUAUGAACAUUUAAACAUCUUGGCCAUGUUCUGUUAUAAUCUCCACCCGGCACAGCCAGAAGAGGACUGGCCACCCCACAUAGCCUGGUUCCUCUCUAGGUUUCUUCCUAGGUUUUGGCCUUUCUAGGGAGUUUUUCCUAGCCACCGUGCUUCUACACCUGCAUUGCUUGCUGUUUGGGGUUUUAGGCUGGGUUUCUGUACAGCACUUUGAGAUAUCAGCUGAUGUACGAAGGGCUAUAUAAAUAAAUUUGAUUUGAUUUGAUUUGUAAAUGACAUCGCCAAAGUCGAGGAUCGGUAGGAUAGUCAGUUUUACGAGGGUAUGUUUGGCAGCAUGAGUGGAGGAUACUUUGUUGUGAAAUAGGAAGCCAAUUCUAGAUUUGAUUUUGGAUUGGUGAUGCUUAACUUCAUGCGACGAGCAAUCCCGUAUCCGGGAUCCUAUUUAUAGCCUCAAGCUCAUUAGCAUAACUAUUAACUAUUAAUGAAAAUCGCAAAUGAAAUGAAAUAAAUAUAUUGGCUCUCAAGCUUAGACGUUUGUUAACAACACUGUCAUCUCAGAUUUUCAAAAUAUGCUAUUGAACUAUAGCUAAACAAGCAUUUGUGUAAGAGUAUUGAUAGCUAGCAUAGCUAUUAGCCUAGAAUUCAUCCGGCAACAUUUUCACAAAAACAAGAAAAGCAUUCAAAUAAAAUCAUUUACCUUUGAAGAACUUCAGAUGUUUUCAAUGACGAGACUCUCAGUUAGAUAGCAAAUGUUCAGUUUUUCAAAAAAUAUUAUUUGUGUAGGACAAAUCGCUCCGUUUUGUUCAUCACGUUUGGCCAUGAAAAAAACCUGUAUCCAGUUAUAGCCUCAAGCUCAUUAGCAUAACGCAACGUUAACUAUUCAUAAAAAUCGCAAAUGAAAUGAAACAAAUAUAUUUGCUCUCAAGCUUAGCCUUUUGUUAACAACACUGUCAUCUCAGAUUUUCAAAAUAUGCUAUUGAACUAUAGCUAAACAAGCAUUUGUGUAAGAGUAUUGAUAGCUAGCAUAGCUAUAAGCCUAGAAUUCAGCCGGCAACAUUUUCACAAAAACAAGAAAAGCAUUCAAAUAAAAUCAUUUACCUUUGAAGAACUUCAGAUGUUUUCAAUGAGGAGACUCUCAGUUAGAUAGCAAAUGUUCAGUUUUUCAAAGAAGAUUAUUUCUGUAGGACAAAUUGCUCCGUUUUGUUCAUCACGUUUGGGUAAAAACAACAACCGAAAAUUAAGUCAUUACAACGCAAACUUUUCCCAAAUUAACUCCAUAAUAUCGACAGAAACAUGGCAAACGUUGUUUAGAAUCAAUCCUCAAGGUGUUUUUCACAUAUCUAUCGAUGAUAAAUCACUCGUGGCAGUUGGCUUUCUCCUCUGAAGCAAAUUGAAACGCGCAUGGAGCUGGAGAUUACGCAAUAAUUUUGGAGGAGGACACCGGGCGGACACCUGGUAAAUGUAGUCUCUUAUGGUCAAUCUUCCAAUGAUAUGCCUACAAAUACGUCACAAUGCUGCAGACACCUUGGGGAAAUGACAGAAAGUGCAGGCUCAUUCCUUGCGCAUUCACAGCCAUAUAAGGAGACAUUGGAACACAGCGCAUUCAAAAUCUGGACCAUUUCCUGUAUGAAAUUUCAUCUUGGUUUCGCCUGUAGCAUUAGUUCUGUGGCACUCACAGAUAAUAUCUUUGCAGUUUUGGAAACAUCAGAGUGUUUUCUUUCCAAAGCUGUCAAUUACAUGCAUAGUCGAGCAUCUUUUCGUGACAAAAUAUCUUGUUUAAAACGGGAACGUUUUUUAUCCAAAAAUUAAAAGAGCGCCCCCUAUCUCUUUAACUUCUUGAGUCUGGAAGGAGAGUUUACAAUCUAACCAGACACCUCGGUUUUUGUAGUUGUCCACAUAUUAAAGAACCGUCCAGAGUAGUGAUGCUGGAGGGGCGGGCAGGUGUGGGCAGUGAUCGGUUGAAGAGCAUGCAUUUAGUUUUACUUGCAUUUAAGAGCAGUUGGAGGCCACGGAAGGAGAGUUAUAUGGCAUUGAAGCUCGUCUGGAGGUUUGUUAACACAGUGUCCAAAGAAGGGCUAGAGGUAUACAGAAUGGUGUCGUCUGCGUAGAGGUGGAUCAGAGAAUCACCAGCAGCAAGAGAGACAUCAUUUAUGUAUACAGAGAAAAGAGUCGGCCCGAGAAUUGAACCCUGUGGCACCCCCAUAGAGACUGCCAGAGGUCCGGACAACAGGCCCUCCGAUUUGGCACACUGAACUCUGUCUGAGAAGUAGUUGGUGAACCAGGCUAGGCCGUCAUUUGAGAAACCAAGGUUGUUGAGUAUGCUGAUAAGAAUGUGGUGAUUGGCAGAGUCGAAAGCCUUGGGCAAGUCGAUGAAUACAGCUGCAGAGUAUUGUCUCUUAUCGAUGGCGGUUAUGAUAUCGUUUAGGACCUUGAGUGUGGCUGAGGUGCACCCAUGACGAGCUCGGAAACCAGAUUGCAUAGCGUAGAAGGUACGGUGGGAUUCGAAAUGGUCGGUGAUCUGUUUGUUAACUUGGCUUUUGAAGACCUUAAAAGGCAGGGAAGGAUAGAUAUAGGUCUGUAACAGUUUAGGUCUAGAUGACUACGGCAGCUUUCCAAUCUUUGGGGAUCUCAGACAAUACAAAAGAGAGGUUGAACAGUCUAGUAAUAUGGGUUGAAACAAUUGUGGAGGAUAAUUUUAGAAAGAGAGGGUCCAGAUUGUCGAGCCCGGCUGAUUUGUAGGGGUCCAGAUUUUGCAGCUCUUUCAGAACAUCGGCUAUCUGGUUUUGGGUGAAGGAGA
Messenger RNA from Oncorhynchus masou masou (cherry salmon), 6255 nucleotides. RefSeq names its product integrin alpha-6-like. The record is from RefSeq and is a predicted model, not a curated record. Gene Ontology annotation, biological process: integrin-mediated signaling pathway; cell-matrix adhesion; cell adhesion mediated by integrin. Gene Ontology annotation, molecular function: integrin binding. Gene Ontology annotation, cellular component: external side of plasma membrane; integrin complex. The coding region runs from base 118 to 3318 and encodes 1066 amino acids. NCBI's taxonomy places the organism in Eukaryota, Metazoa, Chordata, Actinopteri, Salmoniformes, Salmonidae. The transcript has 26 exons.